Molecule: messenger RNA, 1032 nt
Organism: Juglans regia (Persian walnut)
Lineage: Eukaryota; Viridiplantae; Streptophyta; Magnoliopsida; Fagales; Juglandaceae
Product: high-affinity nitrate transporter 3.2-like
Exons: 2
Coding region: 335-961 (208 amino acids)
Biological process (GO): response to nitrate; nitrate transmembrane transport
Cellular component (GO): plasma membrane
Molecular function (GO): nitrate transmembrane transporter activity
Source: RefSeq, a predicted model, not a curated record
UUAAUUAAUUAAACCCUCCAAGCAUAUCCAUCUCUGUUAUGUCAAGCACACCCUCACAACCCCAUCCCUUCAACGUGCUCAGGAGCCAUUUUCUUGUAAGCGCCUGCAAAUACUUUUGAGCCUUUCUGCUCACUUGUUUUACCCAUUAAUUUUAUUCAAAAAGAAAAACCAGAAUUGUUUAAUUGUAAACUGAUUCUUUUAAGGUAAUCUAUAUAAAGGGACGUACCGAAAGUACCAGUACUUUUUCUCAGGGUCAGUAGAAUUACAUUAUCAAAGCCUUUGCCUUCGGGUGACUGGUUGCUAAUUUCCUGGAGAAUUCGGGGCGCAAGUGUCAAUGGAGCCAAAACGUUAUGGAAUAACCAUCUUAGGUUCACUUCUUCUCUUCUUUUGCAUGGCAGCAACUUGUUAUGGAAUUGUUCUCUUCUCUUCUCUGUCAAGAACCUUGGAAGUCACUGCUUCAUUCAAACAAGGGCAAGUUCUGAAAGCUGGUGUUGAUAAAAUUACCGUAACAUGGGGUCUGAAUCAGAGCCUAGCAGCUGGUACGGACUCCGCCUACAAGACCAUAAAAGUCAAGCUAUGCUACUCGCCCGUCAGCCAGGUUGACCGCGCGUGGAGGAAGACAGUGGACAACCUAGCCAAAGACAAGACAUGUCAGUUCAAGAUCGUUUCUAGGCCGUAUGAUAAGUGGAACCAGACCUUUGAGUGGAAGGUGGAGCGUGACGUGCCCUCGGGUACGUACUUCAUACGCGCCUACGCCUACAACUCCGACGACAUCGAGGUGGCUUACGGUCAAACAACCGAUGCAAAAAAGACCACCAAUUUGUUUGAUGUCCAGGCAAUCACCGGCCGCCACGCGUCGCUCGAUAUUGCCUCGGUUUGUUUCAGUGCUUUCGCGGUUCUGUCCUUGCUUGGGUUCUUUAUUGCCGAGAAGAGAAGGGCAAAACUGUCUGAACAGAAGUGAGAGUCGACGCAAUACAAUAUUCUUAGAGCAUUAGCAUUGGCUUCAUCAAAAGUCUAGCCAAAUGUAAAAUU